Molecule: messenger RNA, 1760 nt
Organism: Hydractinia symbiolongicarpus
Lineage: Eukaryota; Metazoa; Cnidaria; Hydrozoa; Anthoathecata; Hydractiniidae
Exons: 5
Coding region: 124-1611 (495 amino acids)
Source: RefSeq, a predicted model, not a curated record
UUUUUUAUGAGCAUUUCAUAAGACUCAACAUUCUUGUUAUGGUCAGAUGACUUCCUUGCUCAUACUUCGGCUGCUUUAAAUGGGGAUUAAAUAUUGAAAACGAGAUAAGAUAAUAAUAUUACUAUGGCAUUUUGGUUAGACAUGUUGACUUUGUUUUCUUUUAUUUGCUUCUCGAUAAGCCAGCGUUUUGAAUUUAAUAACGAUCAUGAUAGAAUGAAAACUGGUAAGGAAAGGUAUGAAAAAUUUCAGAAGUCCUCACAUACACCAUGUUGGAAAGAAGCUCUUUCGAAACUAGAUCACGGCUGUCGAGAUAUAAAUGAUAUUGAACAAAGUUUUCUUGCUUUGCAAUUUGCAAAUUGUCAUCUUGAAAAGUCUGGAUUGGAAACAUUUCCAUGCACUAUUAAUAAUUUUAAACAAUGCACACGAACAAUGGGUUCAAACAUUGUUGCAUUUCAAGCAUAUACAGAAUUCUUUACGCAUGUCUCGGAUAUUUGCUUCUAUUUACAAAGCGAUGUUUGGCGGGAAAAGACAGAAGCAACAAUUUCGAAGUUAUCUGAUGCAUCUGCACAAUCUCUGGAAGUUCUAUCUAAAUCAGUCAAACAACAACUCGACGUGCUGUCUGCACAAGCAGAAAGUUUGCAGAAUCAGAAAGAUAUGUUAAAAAAUGAGAAAAUCUUAAAAGAAGCUCUUGUUAGUUCUGCAGAGACAACGAAAGAUGUUUUCAAAGAAGUUCGCGAGCAUGCGCAGCAGCAGAAGACAAUGUUUUCAGAAACUUUUGAUAACAUCUUUCAAAGUGUUGAACGGUUGGCAAACCUACAGAAAAUGUUGCUUGGUGAAUUCAUCGGGCUUCAGUCUGUUGCUUUUUAUUUCGUAUCGACAGUUGUUUGUUAUUUGUUCACAAGUGCACCAAGGACAGCUGCAGCUCGCCUGCCAUUAUUCUUUGCUCUUACUGUACUGAUAGUCAUUGAAAGACUUUUUGUUGGAUGGAGAGUAAAUGCAAACAGUGAUGUUACAGCGGAACACCUUCACGCAAGGAUUUGGCUCCUUCGUAAGAUAUUUUUACUUGUGGCUGCUAUGAUCGUAGGGGUGUUUGUUGUUCGCUACAAGGAUUUCAAUAAAAUUAACUACAGCAUGCUGCAAGACAUACAAACACAAAUCUUAGAAAUCAGAAAACUCCAAGAAACACAAACUAAACUUGGAGAUUGUGUCACCGACGGUCCAUCUGACACCACAUUAGUUGGUCCGUCAAAAAACUUAGAAGAGGCGACGAAACAGCUGGAGUUAUCACUUCAACAAUUUGCCACCAGUACUCCACAUAAAACUGACAUCAGUAGCUUAUUUAUGUACGAUCAAUCAAAGCUUACGCAAGAUACACUGUUAAAAUUGCAUGAACCAUCCGUUGAAGACAUCAAAAACACUCUCCAAGGUAAGCGAGGAACGACGAAACAAAGAAGAGUUUCUAAGUCGAGAACACCAGUUGGUAAAAAAGAUAAUGCUGAUAAUACAACAUUGAAUGAAAGCAGAUACAAUCUUCGCUCUCGUCGCAGCAGUGGUUUCGGCACAUCACUUUUCAAUCAAUCGUUAGCAAAUUCAACCAAACAAAAGGAGUGAAUAUCUAUCUUCAUCCACGGUUUAUUUUAGGACAUGGUAUCCAACUGGCAUGUAAAAUAUCAAGCUGAUAUUUUUGAUGGAAACAUAUUUUAUGAAGUUUUGUAUUUAUUAUUACAUUUUAUUUAUUGUGUUUAAAUAUUUUUAUAAAA